GCGUUAGACACAUGAGGAAUUAAAGAUAUUGCAUUUUUUGUAAAAUUCCUGACAUUUAGUAAACCUUAUAAAAAUGUCUUUGAAAAUGCCAAACUUUCAAGGUGCCCCCAUAAUUUUAGGGACGCAUCGCCUCUUCACUCAAACAGUGGUCGAUUCAGUGUACAAUUUAAGGGCUGCCGACUUUUAUGGAUAUUCGGGCCCCAUGCUCGAGAGGAAUUCAACUCUGCCAGGGAUUGCCAAAAUUGCGGCAGAAUUUUCAAAAUUUUGUAAUUUUACCCCCAUUGUUAAAGAACUUGAUGAAUUAGGAAAAUCUGAAAAUUUUACUGGGGCCGUGAUACCGUUCGUGGUUGGAAGUGUUGUCUCAAAAACGAAGAAUUGUUGCGGGGGGCAUAUUGAGACUAGUGUUUCCCUCUCGUUUUAUCACGAAUUUAAUUUCGCGUAUUGCGAUUUCAACCGGGAAAUUGUGCCGAAUGAUGUGUCUUUGUUGUUAUAUCCGAUGGAUUCGAUGACUUGGAUAUUUCUGCUAGUUUCUUCAAUGUUACUUUGUAUUUAUUUCAUUGUUGGGGGGAAACUGAGAAAGGGGUGGGAAGAUAAAAGUGGCGCUAUCUUUUCAGUUUUUGCCACGUACCUUUUAUUUAAUUGGAAAACCAGGACUACAAAUAAUUCGGGUCUUUUAAUCCUCUGGAGUUUUGUGUUUAUCGUGUUGAAUAAUUGUUACAGUGGAGUGCUAACGAGCUUGCUAGUAGCACCGUUGCAGCUGGACGUUAUCACUGGAGUAAAGGGGCUAGUUGAGAAAAAGUAUAAUUUGACGUUUGGAACGUUCGGAGCUUUCAGUUAUGUUUUAAUUUUGGUGGGAAAUUUGCUAGAGUCGCAGAAAGUAAAUUCAGACAACUCUUCCCUCCCGGGACUCACAUUAUCAACCGCGUUGAAGCUCCCCACGUUACCCGAAUUCAUAGAAACGGUGGCAUUUACGCCAAAAACAGCAACGUUCGGACCCUGGGAAUAUUCUUCACAACUUUGGAACACUCUUCAAAAUCGGAAUGACGAAUACAACGCAAGAACCAAGCAUAAAUCGAAGCAAAGGUCAUGCCACAUUGGGAGGGAGUUGAGUUCACAGGAUGCAAACCCGACCUUCUGGAUUUUCAAAUUUCCCGGGAAAGAAACUACCUCCCGGGUGUCACAUGCCUUCAAUAGAAUGCACUCCAGUGGGAUCCACGAUUAUUGGAUGAACGUGUUCUUUUGGAUGCAGGCAUCCCCACGUGCGCAGGAUGUCAAUAAGUAUAAAUCAAUUUCAGAAGUUAAAUCCACCACGGGGGGUAAAGUGUGGCCCUUAGGGUUUGACAGGGGUUCGGUCUCCGUCGUUUUCAGAAUCUAUUUGAUUUGCAUUGCUGGAUCAGGACUAGUGUUUGGGUUAGAGUUUGUUAAAUUUAGUUGGAUAAUUACUACAAGAAUUUACAAAUUGUUUACUAUUUAAAUAGUUUUAUCACUUCAAAACGUGACCCUAGUAUCAAACGUUACAAACGCGGCAACAAAUUUUAUAAUUUCCCAAACGUAACCACUAAUUUUUCUAAAAAUGUUGUAAGACAUUCCUCAUUUUCUUUUAGGCCUUGAUAAUGAAUGGCAGAUAGGAUUUGAAAUAAUGACGAAUAAAGCAAAAUUUUUCUAAGUUU
This is a messenger RNA of Folsomia candida, 1670 nucleotides long. RefSeq lists its product as uncharacterized. The coding region runs from base 74 to 1474 and encodes 466 amino acids. The transcript is spliced from 2 exons. The record is from RefSeq and is a predicted model, not a curated record. Lineage: Eukaryota; Metazoa; Arthropoda; Collembola; Entomobryomorpha; Isotomidae.